Messenger RNA from Crotalus tigris (Tiger rattlesnake), 5155 nucleotides. It is a transcript of the gene PLEKHM3, whose product is annotated as pleckstrin homology domain containing M3. The transcript has 11 exons. The coding region runs from base 734 to 3091 and encodes 785 amino acids. NCBI's taxonomy places the organism in Eukaryota, Metazoa, Chordata, Lepidosauria, Squamata, Viperidae. The record is from RefSeq and is a predicted model, not a curated record.
GUAAACAAGCAAGCAAAAGAACGCUGAAUAAUGUGCCGGCGCCUCUUCCCUGUCAUUGAGCCAAGGCGAGAAAUAAGACCUGGGGAGGAAAUACGCCAGAGUUUCCAGCGCGAAGCUUUUAGGAGCCAGAGAAAUAAAACAAUAGCAUUGCAUUUGGAACACCAGGAUAUAGAAUAAAUAAUCUGUUGUCCUGCAGAGAAAAUGGCUAGUCUUCCAUUAACCAAGACUGCACAAAAGGAUGAAAUACAGAUUUGUAUCAAGGAAACAAAAGAGCCCCUCUCAUUUCCACUGUUGUGAUGAAAAACAUUUUGUUAGCAGAUCAUAAAGGUAAUGAAGAAGACAUGCAUCCAACCAAGAUGAUGAAAAAGAAAUAUGGUACACUUAUACUUUAUUUCAAAAACUCGUUUCCUAAGAAGACAUUGAACAGCAGAAAUGACAAGUGCACAUUGUGCACACAUUAGGAAAAUCCAGUUUCUGUAAAGAAUUCUUGCUGAACCAUCAAUACUUCUUCAUUCAGGAAGAAAAAGCUGACGGCAACUAUUACACAUGACAACAUUUAUACUUGAAAGCUGUUUCAAGCUCCUGAAGUGAAAUGCCAUGGCAAUGAAAACUAUAUUGAGUCUGUCCCCAGCAGGAUAGAGAAAUACCUGCAAGAAUCUGUCCAGAGAUACGUCUUUGUCUUUUGUUUUAUUAAAAUACUCCCAAAGAUAUAGGUCUCUUGACUACAAAUAAAAUGGAGGCCUUAGAAGUUGAUGACAUCAGUCCAGCCUUGGAAGUGACCGAAGACUUCUUCAGUACCUUUGAUGCUAAGCUGGAAAAUGUGCAGCCCCUGGAAGUUUAUGGCAUUCAGGAGAUUCCUGAACUGGUUGGAUGUGACGCAUUUAAUAAAAUCACAGCCUGUGGAGAUUUAAGGAACAUUACUUCUUUAGGGAAGAAUAACCUUGUUUGGGCACACUGCAAAAAUGGAGUUUCAGAAACCAAAGUAGAGGCUGCAUUUCCUGCCAAAGAACAGUUUAGAGUGCAAAAGGGAAUGGUGCCAGACAAUCUCUCCUGGGUUGAACAGGGAGACACUUCAGCUCUUAAUAUCUUUAACAUCUGCCAGAAGAGGAAGAAUCGGCCCCGUUCUGUGAAUGAUGUUAUAGUCCAAAAUGAAGAAACUUCCUCUUUCAAGCCAGGCCAUAACCGGUCACAUUCUGAUAUUAGUCACAUAAAUUGGGGCAUCAUCUUUAAUAAUGCCUCUCCACAACAGCUGUCUAAUCAGGCGAGCCAGUGCUCUAAACAUUCAUUUACACCAACUGGAUUCAAAAAGGGAAAAGAUAUUCCAGGGAAUACUGAACACAAGCCUACAUAUUCAAAUAUCUUGAAGAAAGGGUAUGUAGAAAUUAAGAACAACCAUGGCAGUUACUGGCAGGCUUUUUAUGCAGAACUCUCUCCAUAUGAACUUUAUCUGUAUCAGCUUGACAAAAGCGGCAACCGGAACCUUCCAACAGUUUAUCUGCUUUUGCACUUCCAAAGCAUCAAUGUGGAAACCAGUGUAGUUGAUGCAGUCUUGUUCAAUAAUUUGCACCUGCAACUCAAAGCAGAAUCACCUUGGGAAGCUUUGGACUGGGGGCAAAAGCUUCGGCAAGCUGUUCACUCUUCAGUUCCAUCGUUUCUGAGGCCAAAAGGAGACUUGGUGAACUCACGGAAGUUAGAUAAUGCUGAGAGCAGCCUCAUUCAAAACCAUGGCUUACAGAAGGAACCUGCUGAUUUUUUCCAGUUGACAUCUUUGACCCCAAACAUCAAGGAUUACCAAAGUAUUGUCAAAUCAGGGAUUCUUUACAGAUUGACUCUCCAGAAUAACUGGAAAGCAUUCCAUUUUGUACUCAGUGGGUCUCUUCUCAUGGCAUUUCAGAUUGGUGGGCUUGAUGAAGACCCUCUGUGGAGCUACAAUAUUGAGGCAUGUGUCUCUGUUCAAACAGAUAUUCUAGAUGAUUGUGACUCUUGCUUUCAAGUGAUCUUUCCUCAAGAUGUGCUUCGUCUCCGUGCAGAAACCCUUCAAAGAGCUCAGGAAUGGAUGGAGGCUUUGAAGGCUGCAACCAGAGCAGCAAGUUUAGGGCAAAACCUGCAGGUGACACUUAGAAACAAAGUUCAAGGCUUAUCUUGUGGAAAAGAACAUAGGAAGACCAAGCGCCAGUCUGUCACCACCAGUUUUCUGAGCAUUUUAACUACCUUGUCCUUGGAAAGAGGCCUGACUGCUCAGAGUUUCAAGUGUGCAGGUUGUCAGCGUUGCAUUGGCUUAAGCAAUGGGAAAGCAAAAGUAUGUAACUACAGUGGAUGGUAUUACUGCAACCUCUGUCACGUUGAUGAUACCUUUCUAAUUCCUGCACGGCUAGUUCAUAACUGGGACACUUCAAAAUACAAGGUAUCAAAGCAAGCCAAAGAAUUCCUGGAAUAUGUUUAUGAAGAGCCCCUGAUUGACAUUCAGCGAGAAAAUCCCAUAUUGUACAGACACGUUGAGCCAUUGGCAAGUGUGGCCCGUCUGAGACAGCAACUGAAAUCCCUCCGAGCCUAUUUAUUCAGCUGCAGAGCAGCAGUGGCCGAAGACCUGCGAAGGAGAAUUUUCCCCAGAGAGUAUCUUCUUCAGCAGAUCCAUCUAUAUUCUCUGGCAGAUCUACAGCAGGUUAUUGAAGGGAAGCUGGCCCCUUUCCUUGGGAAAGUAAUAAAAUUUGCUACCUCCCAUGUUUACAGCUGCAGCCUUUGUAGUCAAAAGGGAUUCAUCUGUGAGAUCUGUAAUAAUGGUGAAAUUCUGUACCCUUUUGAGGACAGUUCUACAAGCAGGCCACUGCCACUGCUCAUCUCGGAUCGGGGAGUUCAACAGAAACGGUUCCUGUUCUUCCUGAUGCGGAAGCGGACCCUAACUUCGGCGAACCGGUGUGAAAGCUGCAGUGCUGUCUUCCAUUCAGAAUGCAAAGAGAAGGCCGUUCCAUGCCCCAGGUGUGUGAGGAGAGAGCUACAGAUGAAGCAGAAAUCUUUUUGGAGAAGACUGAAUAUGGAUGAGAGCCUGGAAGAGGCCUGCAACAUGUUUGAAUUGUCCUGUCAGAAUACAUGAUCUGAAGGGGAAAUGUGACAACCUACACACUUUCCCGGAAUGGAAUGAAUGCUUCUAAGGCACUGGUUCAUUGCCAGGGAGAAUACUUUAGUACAAAAAAAAGUAUAUGUAUCUUUUGUUCCUGAGUAGCUGGAGUUCAGAAUGCUAAGAAAAUCAAAGGCUAAACUCUAAUUAUGAACUGGUUAGGGAACCAACUGGUCUUAUACCAAAAGUAGUUUACUUGAAAUAUUUAUUAUUGUCUGCAUUGAUUGCAUUCUCUUUGCAUUGAAAGAUUUCAUUAGCUUGUAUCUAUUACUGGACUUCAAGUGAUUUUUCUUUCUGGUAGAAAUAGAUGGCAUUGCUAUUUAAAGUUCACAAACUACUUAGGACAACGUGCCUGUGGACAGGUAUUUGUAGAGCUUUUUGCAGCUUAGAAAGAUGAUUUAAUAAACCGCUUUAUGAAUAUUUUCCCUGCUCAAAAUCAAGCCAGUUCCACUUUAGAAGCACGGCAUGGUAAUUGUCCUUACAACCUCUGUAAGCCCAGUGCUAAAACCUGCCUAGGUCUUAUGUUAAUAUGUGCAAAUACUAGAGAAAUUGCUUUCAGUGAUGAAAUAUUCACAGUUGAAUAUUUGUUCACAACACAGUUGUUCACAAAUCAUUAAUUCAGAUUCUGAUUUUCCCACGUGUAACACCAUAAAGCUUAAAUAUUUAAUCACCUUUAAUAUUAAAUAAUGUACAUUGCUUUGCUCAUACCUUGUAGAAGACAUUUCCUGCAUUUGGAUGAUAGAACUGGAAUCUGACUCUUUGCUGCAUUUAACAUUCAUAUUCUAAUAGUAUAUAUACUAAGGCUCUGAGUACUGUAGCAGAAUCAGUAAGAACUUGAAUACUUCAUCCUGAAAGUGAGAUUUCUUGCAUACUUUUAAAUUCUGCACUAAAAAGCGCCAGGCAUAUGCUUUAACCACUUAACAUGCAACAUUUGGAAGUAAUGAAAAUAUUCCAAAAAUAGUUCUAAAUCAAUCUUUGGACUUUCAGUAUUCCUUUUUUUUUUUUUUUUAUACAGCAAAGGGAAUAUUGGAAGUUUUUACUUCUGCUUUCAAUUAACCAUAGUUUAGCAUUAUAUUCCAGUCCAGGCAGCAACAGUGUUUACUAUGAUUAAUUGAAACAAGCCAUCUUUACACCUUGUUUUUAAUGUUUUCUUUGCUAUAAUGAAAGGAUAGUAUAAGCUUUAUCUGUAAUUAUAAAUCUGGCUUGGUACUGGUAUAUAUCAAAUACUUAAUUUGUGCAGGCAGCGGAACACAUUUAUAUUUCUUUCUCUACUUCCCCUCAAACUGCCAAGUUACUGUCUCUAGAAAUGGGCAUGUAUUAUGUUGAUUUGUUAUAGGCUGGCUGUGGCAAUUGUACAUUUGGAAAACAAAUCAGCAGAGAGCUGGCAGUGACUCGGAGAACCACAGUGCAUGUUAUUUAAAUUUAUUUAUUUUAUUUAAUUGAUAAAGUCACCCAUCUUACACUUGAUGUGCUGCUUGGUUCUUCUGGACCACUUGGUACCCAAUUUUUAUGUGAAAAUAGGCUAACUGCAAAUGAUGCUCUUAAGGAAUGGUCAUCUGCUUUAUUUUUUACAUUACUUUCAUAUCUGCGCAGAGCCAUACAUUUGUCAGUAAGCUGAAGCCCAUAUAUUACAUUGUGAUUUGUUUUCAUUGCUUUUUUUAUUUAAACAUAAGUGAUAGAAGGGAGAGAGAAAGAAAGAAUGAGUGAUUGUGUAUUUAACUUUUCCAUAAUUUCCAGAAUCCAGAGUGAAGAAGAAGCUGGUAUAAAUAACCUGCUUUGUUUUGAUGUUUGCUUUUGGGAGAAGGAUAUCUUGGAACUUCCUAUUUAUUUUAAUGGCUUCCUAAUUAUUUUAUUUUUUAAAUUAUUUUAUUUUUUUAAGGAUUCACUGGGCAAGUGAAUCAAGCAUGUGGAAUGUGUGUUUAUACCAGUUUUUUUUUCAAUGUAUUGUAAUGUUUUAUUAUUUUUGUACAUCUCCUUAAGUUUCCCCAUCAAUUUCUUCAUUUUAUCCAAUGAGUCAUUAAAAGUGAAGUUAAAGGAUGA